Geosmithia morbida is the source of this 1062-nucleotide messenger RNA. RefSeq names its product guanine nucleotide-binding protein G(i) subunit alpha. Gene Ontology annotation, biological process: G protein-coupled receptor signaling pathway. The transcript has 4 exons. The record is from RefSeq and is a predicted model, not a curated record. Gene Ontology annotation, cellular component: heterotrimeric G-protein complex. Bases 1 to 1062 code for a protein of 353 amino acids. Gene Ontology annotation, molecular function: GTP binding; G protein-coupled receptor binding; GTPase activity. NCBI's taxonomy places the organism in Eukaryota, Fungi, Ascomycota, Sordariomycetes, Hypocreales, Bionectriaceae.
AUGGGUUGCGGAAUGAGCACAGAAGAGAAGGAGGGCAAGGCCCGCAACGAGGAGAUUGAGAACCAGCUCAAGAGGGACAAGUUGAUGCAGCGCAACGAGAUCAAGAUGCUGCUGCUGGGUGCUGGUGAAUCCGGCAAGUCCACCAUCCUCAAGCAGAUGAAGCUCAUCCACGAGGGUGGCUACUCUCGCGACGAGCGCGAAUCCUUCAAGGAAAUCAUCUUCAGCAACACGGUUCAGUCGAUGCGCGUCAUCCUCGAGGCCAUGGAGUCGCUCGAGCUACCUCUCGAGGACCAGCGCAUGGAGUACCACGUCCAGACCAUCUUCAUGCAGCCCGCUCAGAUCGAGGGUGACGUUCUGCCUCCGGAGGUUGGCAGCGCCAUCGAGGCCCUCUGGAAGGACCACGGUGUGCAGUCGUGUUUCAAGAGGUCGCGCGAGUACCAGCUCAACGACUCGGCUCGAUACUACUUCGACAACAUCUCACGCAUCGCUUCCCCCGACUACAUGCCCAACGACCAGGACGUUCUUCGAUCGCGUGUCAAGACGACGGGUAUCACAGAAACCACCUUCAUCAUCGGCGAUCUCACCUAUCGCAUGUUCGACGUCGGUGGCCAGCGUUCCGAGCGUAAGAAGUGGAUUCACUGCUUCGAGAACGUCACAACCAUUCUCUUCCUCGUCGCCAUCUCCGAGUACGAUCAGCUCCUGUUCGAGGACGAGACGGUCAACCGUAUGCAGGAGGCCCUGACCCUCUUCGACUCCAUCUGCAACUCGCGAUGGUUCAUCAAGACGUCCAUCAUCCUCUUCCUCAACAAGAUUGACCGUUUCAAGGAGAAGCUGCCCAUCAGCCCCAUGAAGAACUACUUCCCCGACUACGAGGGCGGUGACGACUACGCCGCUGCCUGCGACUACAUUCUCAACCGUUUCGUCAGUCUGAACCAGCACGAGACGAAGCAGAUUUACACUCACUUUACGUGUGCCACGGAUACGACGCAAAUCCGCUUCGUCAUGGCUGCUGUCAAUGACAUCAUCAUCCAGGAGAACCUUCGUUUGUGCGGUCUCAUCUAA